UUCUCAGAUGACCAUUUCAAAUUAUACCAGUUCUGCACACAGCUGCAUGAAGGAAUUGGUAAUCAGCCGGGUGGCACCGCCACCGUGAGAUCCCAGGCUCUGGCCUUGUCGUUACAACGACCUCGCCCAGGAUGCGUGGAGAUGAGACGCAUAUAAGCGGAUCACUCGCAAGACCGAGUCACGUCACACUCACGCGCGCGCAGGGACAGUGAAGGGAUCCUCUGCCAUGGCGAGAGCGGCGGCGCCCUUGCUCCCCUUCUUCUUCCUCCUGCUGUCGUCAACAUCGCCGGCGGCCGCCCAGAAGAAUCUCCUUGGCCGGACUCCCCAGAUGGGGUGGAAUAGCUGGAACCACUUCGGCUGCAAGAUAGAUGAGGUGAUAAUCCGAAAAAUAGCUGAUGCCAUGGUGGAUACUGGUCUUGCGAAACUGGGAUAUGAGUAUAUCAACUUAGGUAAUCGCUUCGCGUUUCUCGCUCGCUUUGGUUUUCCCCCUUUUCAACUCUUCAUGUUUAGAAAUGAGGCCUGCAAUAUUCACAGUGGAUAUAUUUGUUUUGAAACUGCAGACGACUGUUGGGCAUCUCAUGACAGAGACUCCCAGGGCAAUCUAGCUGCAAAUGGAACAGCAUUUCCAUCAGGAAUGAGGGCCUUAGCAGAUUAUGUGCACGGGAAAGGGCUCAAACUUGGACUCUACGGCGAUGCAGGACUGCGAACUUGCAGCAGACUGCAGCCCGGUUCGCUAGGAUACGAAGACCAAGAUGCGAGAACUUUGGCAGCUUGGGGGAUUGACUACCUGAAGUAUGACAACUGCAACAACCAAAACAUCAGCCCACUAACAAGAUAUAACAGGAUGAGUGAAGCCCUUAUGAAUUCUGGAAGGGACGUUUUCUUCUCCCUUUGCGAAUGGGGUGUGGAUGAUCCAGCGACAUGGGCAGGCAGCUUUGCAAACAGCUGGAGGACAACAGAAGACAUCAAGAACACAUGGGAAAGCAUGACGGACAACGCUGACAAGAACGACAAGUGGGCACCUUAUGCAGGGCCUGGUGGAUGGAAUGACCCAGACAUGCUGGAAGUAGGAAACGGGGGGAUGACAAUAGAAGAGUACCGUUCUCAUUUCAGCAUAUGGGCUCUAGUCAAGGCUCCUCUGAUACUUGGCUGCGAUAUCAGCUCAAUGAGCGCUGAAACCAAGGAAAUCAUCACCAAUCAGAAUGUCAUUGCAGUUAAUCAAGACAAACUUGGGGUACAAGGGCGUAAAGUGCAACAAGAUGGAGAUCUAGAAGUUUGGGCUGGUCGCUUAAGUCGAGGGAGAGUUGCUCUUGUGCUGUGGAACAGAGGGCCUGCUGAAGCAUCUAUUACUGCUAGUUGGAGCAACAUUGGUCUAAACCAAUCAGCUGUUGUAGAUGCUCAUGAUCUGUGGACAGUAAGCACUUUGUCUAAUCAUAUGAGCCUCAUGGUUAAAACCACAAAACAUUCUCUGAUUUGCAUACAAAACUGUUCUUCAACCCCCUUUUCCUGCGUGUGAUUUUUUGUGCUUGCAGGAUGAGGUUACAUCAUCAAUGCAAGGAAACCUGACGAAUAAGAUGGAUUCUCAUGCUUGCAAGAUGUAUGUGUUGACCCCAAAAUAGAACAGUAUUCUCGACAUUGCAUAUUACUAUAAAAUAAUUAUUUCAAAAGUCUCGAAAGAUAACAAUGUAUUACCUUGGUAUGUGUACAUGCUGUGUCCAAACAUUGAUAGUGCUA
This is a messenger RNA of Triticum dicoccoides, 1734 nucleotides long. RefSeq names its product alpha-galactosidase-like. Gene Ontology annotation, biological process: carbohydrate metabolic process. The transcript has 13 exons. Gene Ontology annotation, molecular function: hydrolase activity, hydrolyzing O-glycosyl compounds. Gene Ontology annotation, cellular component: plant-type cell wall. NCBI's taxonomy places the organism in Eukaryota, Viridiplantae, Streptophyta, Magnoliopsida, Poales, Poaceae. The record is from RefSeq and is a predicted model, not a curated record. Bases 227 to 1516 code for a protein of 429 amino acids.